Messenger RNA from Brassica oleracea var. oleracea, 1064 nucleotides. Its product is annotated as endochitinase CH25. NCBI's taxonomy places the organism in Eukaryota, Viridiplantae, Streptophyta, Magnoliopsida, Brassicales, Brassicaceae. Gene Ontology annotation, molecular function: chitinase activity; chitin binding. The record is from RefSeq and is a predicted model, not a curated record. Bases 16 to 984 code for a protein of 322 amino acids. The transcript has 2 exons. Gene Ontology annotation, biological process: defense response to fungus; chitin catabolic process; carbohydrate metabolic process.
AAACUCAAAGCAAAAAUGAAGUCUUGUCUACUUCUCUUUCUCAUCUUCUCAUUUCUUUUAUCAUUUUCCUUAGCCGAGCAAUGUGGUCGACAAGCGGGAGGAGCUCUCUGCCCCAACGGUCUAUGCUGCAGCGAGUUCGGAUGGUGCGGUGACACCGAACCUUACUGUAAGCAGCCUGGCUGCCAAAGCCAGUGCGGUGGUACUCCUCCUGGCCCCACCGGUGAUCUUUCAGGCAUCAUUUCAAGAUCUCAGUUCGACGACAUGCUUAAACAUAGAAAUGAUAAUGCUUGUCCCGCUAGAGGUUUCUACACUUAUGAUGCCUUUAUCAAUGCCGCUAAGUCUUUCCCUGGCUUCGGCACCACCGGAGACACUGCCACAAGGAAGAAAGAAAUCGCUGCCUUCUUUGGUCAGACUUCCCACGAGACCACCGGUGGGUGGGCCACAGCACCAGACGGACCAUAUUCAUGGGGAUACUGUUUCAAACAAGAGCAGAACCCUUCUUCAAACUACUGUUCACCGAGUGCCGAAUGGCCAUGCGCAUCUGGUAAAAGCUACUACGGAAGAGGACCAAUGCAGCUAUCAUGGAACUACAACUACGGACAGUGUGGAAGAGCCAUCGGAUCUGACUUACUCAACAACCCUGACCUUGUCUCCAACGAUCCAGUGAUCGCUUUCAAAGCCGCGAUUUGGUUUUGGAUGACACCUCAGUCUCCAAAACCGUCGUGCCACGCUGUUAUCGUUGGCCAGUGGCAGCCUUCAGAUGCUGACCGUGCUGCUGGAAGAGUACCGGGUUACGGUGUGAUUACGAAUAUUAUUAACGGUGGUUUAGAGUGUGGACGCGGCCAAGACGAUAGAGUCGCGGAUAGAAUUGGAUUUUACCAGAGGUACUGUAACAUUCUUGGAGUUAAUCCUGGAGGUAACCUUGACUGUUAUAACCAAAGGUCCUUUGCUUCUGUUAAUUUCUUCCUUGACGCUGCUAUUUAAUAAGGAGUGUUAUGCAGCUUUGUAUCCAAAAGCAAUAAGGGAUUAAUAGCAAACUAAAUAAAACUCUUUGUCGUAUCUUA